UUGAAGUUCUCAAGCCUUAAUCUAUUGAUUAAGCCAUUCCAGAGAUGUUCCAUUGAUCAGAGCAUAGUCAGUCUCUGAGAUCUGUAUAUGGUCUUGAAGAUGUCCAUCGCAGAGCCACUAAAGAAAUUAGUGUCGUGUGUUAUCCUUGAUUUGGAUGGUACACUAUUACACACAGAUGGCAUAGUAAGUGAUGUUUUAAGAGCUUAUUUGGGCAAGUAUGGAAAGAAAUGGGAUGGGCGAGAAGUUCAAAAGAUAGCUGGGAAAACACCACUCGAAGCUGCAACUGCUGUUGUGGAGGAUUAUGGACUAUCUUGCACAUCUAGUGAAUUACUCUCAGAGAUUAACCCAAUUUUCUCCAAUCAGUGGUGCAACAUCAAAGCUCUUCCAGGUGCCAAUCGCCUAAUCAAACAUUUGAGUGGUCAUAGAGUGCCGAUAGCAUUGGCUUCAAACUCUCCAAGAGAAAACAUAGAAACCAAAAUUUCUUUUCACCAGGGCUGGAAAGAAUCCUUCUUAGUCAUCAUUGGAGGUGACGAAGUAACAUCAGCGAAGCCAUCUCCUGAGUUAUUCCUUGAAGCUGCUAAAAGAUUAAAUAUUGAACCUUCCAGCUGCCUUGUCAUUGAAGAUUCUUUGCCAGGUGUGACAGCUGGUAAAGCUGCUGGAAUGCAGGUAGUUGUUGUACCCUCUCUGCCAAAGCAAUCCCAUCUCUAUACUUCAGCAGAUGAGGUGAUCAACUCUCUACUUGAUUUUCAUCCUGAAAAGUGGGGCCUACCUCCUUUCAAAGAUUGGAUAAAAGACACUUUACCAAUAGAACCAUGGCAAAUUGGUGGUCCUGUCAUUAAGGGAUUUGGUCGGGGUUCAAAAGUACUUGGGAUCCCUACAGCUAAUCUAUCCACCGAGCAAUUUUCGACUCUCCUUUCAGAACAUCCGUCGGGGGUAUAUUUUGGUUGGGCUGGAUUACCAACCCUAGGUGUCUUUAAAAUGGUCAUGAGUAUUGGUUGGAAUCCUUAUUUCAACAACGCUGAAAAGACUAUAGAGCCAUGGCUGCUUCAUGACUUUGACGAGGACUUCUAUGGGGAGGAGUUGCAUCUUAUCAUAGUUGGGUACAUACGGCCUGAGGCCAAUUUCCCAUCUCUAGAGAGCUUGAUCGAAAAGAUCCAUGAGGACAGGAAAAUUGCAGAGGAAGCUCUUGAUCUUCCAAUGUACUCAAAAUUCAAAGAUGACCCAUAUCUUAAGAUUUCUACAUAAGGAUGCCCUCUGGGAAUUCCCAAACUCUACUGUACUGCAUUGGCUAAUUGCCAGUGUAGUUUGAAACUGUUGUACACAUUAUUGAGACAAUAACAUUCUCUCUUUUCGAGUCGCUUCAUGAAACAUAAUGGUGUGUAUUACAAUCCCAUAUAUCAUGUACUCAUUUCAUUGUAUUGUAAAUUACCGACACUUCAUAAACAUGAAGUUAUUGCAG
Messenger RNA from Fragaria vesca subsp. vesca, 1459 nucleotides. Its product is annotated as pseudouridine-5'-monophosphatase-like. Gene Ontology annotation, molecular function: riboflavin kinase activity. Bases 88 to 1245 code for a protein of 385 amino acids. Gene Ontology annotation, biological process: FMN biosynthetic process; riboflavin biosynthetic process. The transcript has 11 exons. NCBI's taxonomy places the organism in Eukaryota, Viridiplantae, Streptophyta, Magnoliopsida, Rosales, Rosaceae. The record is from RefSeq and is a predicted model, not a curated record.